Messenger RNA from Daucus carota subsp. sativus, 2871 nucleotides. Its product is annotated as putative disease resistance RPP13-like protein 3. Gene Ontology annotation, biological process: defense response to other organism. Lineage: Eukaryota; Viridiplantae; Streptophyta; Magnoliopsida; Apiales; Apiaceae. The record is from RefSeq and is a predicted model, not a curated record. Bases 182 to 2773 code for a protein of 863 amino acids. The transcript has a single exon. Gene Ontology annotation, molecular function: ADP binding.
ACUAUACAAUUCCUAGCUCAUUAACCCUGACUUACCAGAUCUUGGAUUCCCACUGGUUAACACUAGACCCACCUCCACCUCAAGGAUUAUCACUCAAAUUCUAUCCACAGCAAUCCAAGAACCAUUUCUCUGCAAUUAAUUUAUAGCCUGGCUUUAACUUAUUCUACUUGAUAAAAAACUAAUGGUUGAUGCAAUUGUUUCCUUUGCCAUCGAAAAACUUGAUGAUUUUCUUUCUAGACAAGUCAACACUAGAGUAGGAGUUACAGAUGGCGUGAGGUGGCUAAAAGAUGAACUGGCCUACCUGCAAUCUUCUGUAAGAGAUGCAGAAGCAAGACAAGAACUGGAUCACCGGAUCCGACAAUGGAUAAACAACAUUAAAGAGGUGGCUAAUGAUGCUGUCAUCAUCCUGGAGAGGUUUAGCGCCCUUGAAGAAGAUCAUGCAGCUACGAAACAAGGUGGUAUGGAUCGUCGUCUGUUGAGUCUUAUUUGCCUGUGCAAGAAAGAAGCUAGCCUUUAUGAUAUUGGCAAGGAGAUCGAGUCACUUAAGAGAAGAGUUGUUGAGAUCAAGAACAGGCGAGAAGAGUAUGGUAUUGCCAACAUGUUAGCCACUCUGAGGGGGCAACAGAGAAAGAUGUCGGUAUUGCUAAGAACAACUGCCAUUGAAAACCAGGUAGAUGUGGUUGGUUUUGAGGAUGAUUUCAGGGCUUUGUUGGCCGAGCUCAUGGGAGAGGAUUCCUCGCUUAAAAUAAUUGCAAUUCAUGGAAUGGGGGGUUUGGGGAAGACCACACUUGCGAAUAAGCUUUACCACUCUAGCGAAUUAGGCCAUUUCAAGAUUCGUGCUAAGGUUUGUGUCUCCCAGGAAUAUAACAUUGGAGAUGUCCUGAGGAGAAUUAUAAGAUCUUUUAUGGGACAUGACUUGGAUUUGUGGAAGAUGGAUGAGGUUGACUUGCUGCAACACCUGCGAAAGCUACUAGAUGGAGGUAGCUACUUAGUUCUGAUUGAUGAUAUAUGGGAUCUAGAGGCGUGGGAAAUGAUUAAGAAAGCUUUUCCAGACAAAAAGAAUGGAAGUAGGAUAAUCAUAACCACGAGAAACAAAAACGUUGCACAGAGAGUAGAUGACAGAUGUCUAGUCCAUGAGCUUCGUUUUCUGAGGGAGGAUGAAAGCUGGCAAUUAUUCUGUAAGAGAGUAGAACCAGCUCAGAAUCUGGAGAAGUUAGGAAAGGAUAUGGUAGGUAAAUGUCAAGGUUUGCCACUUGCAAUUGUGGUACUAAGCGGGCUAUUAUUGCACAAGAAGAACUACGACGAUUGGUCAAAGGUGAGAGAUCAUAUUUGGAGACAGUUGAAGGGAAACUCAGUGGAGAUUCAAGAGAUACUAAGCUUGAGUUACAAUGACCUUUCUUUCCAGACCAGACAAUGUUUUUUAUACCUUGCAAGGUUCCCUGAAGACCAGACUUUUCGAGUUCACAAGUUGAAGCAAAUAUGGAUUGCAGAGGAAUUUAUUUCAGAAGCUGAUGAAGGAGAUGGAAUAGUCAUGGAGGAUGUGGCUGAGGAUAAUCUGAACGAGCUAAUUAACCGCAAUAUGAUUCAGAUUGUAACAUUGUUGUGGGAUGGACAAGUUCGGGAGUGCAGGGUCCAUGAUCUUGUACAUGACCUUGCCGUACAGAAGGCCAAAGAGGAGAAGUUUUUGGCUAUUUUUGACUCAAGUAAACAACAACCAAGCUCUUUGUUGCAAGGACAACCACGGCAUACCAUAAAUAAUGGAAUUGGUAAAUAUUUGGAAUCACUUGGACCGAGCCCUGAUGAUUUAAAGCUGCGUUCAUUAGCACUGAUUUAUGGAACUAGACGUGUCGAGUUAGAAGAAGUCAAGUUGGUGUGCAUGAGAUUUAAAUAUAUCAAGGUGCUAGAUAUGUUAAGUGUAUCAUCACGCUGGAUACCAGAAGAAAUUGGGGAUUUGGUUCUCCUAAAGUUCUUAGGAUUAAUGCAUGGGAUUUCUGAACCUUUGGUAAUUCCUCCAACUAUAGGUAAACUGAAAAGGCUUCAAACUUUGUGUGGUUCAUUAUCAUAUGAGUACAAAUUUCCUAGAGAGAUAUGCGACCUGAAAGAGCUGAGGCAUCUUAAUUUUCUAAACUUUUCGCAGAGGCUAGCUAGAGGGAGUUUGAAGAUUGGUAACCAACAAGUAAAGCUUCAGACUCUUGAUAUAUGGUAUGAGGAUUGGAUCCAAGUUAAUACUGUCAAUUUGACCAACCUUCGCACACUGGUUAUAACAGAUGCAUCAAUAAAAGGAGGUGCCUACAACCUGGACUCAAUAUCCAAUUUAAAAAGUCUCCAGAAAUUCUUCCUCGAAUUCCAUACCACUCCCAUUCCAACAAUCAAACCUCUUUCAUCUUGCAAACGCCUCAAGAGUAUCAUGUUCACAGGUAGGAUAAAUGAUCCAUCAGAAUUAAGGUUUUUGCCAGAUUCAGUCAUGGUUUUAUCACUCUAUGGUAGUGAGUUCACAGAAGACCCUAUGUUCAUUUUGGGAAGCUUGCCAAAUCUCACUGGACUUGAUUUGGAUGAUGUUUACGUGGGGCAGAAAAUGGUUUGCAGUCCUAAUUCAUUUCAAUGUCUUAGAUUGUUCGAAUUAAGAAAUCUCCCCAAUCUGGAAGAAUGGCAGGUGGAGGACGGAGCUCUGCCUUCUCUCAAAGGUUUCGAAUUAGAAUACUGUGACAAGUUGAAAAUCAUUCCAGAACAAGUAAAAUGUGUUCCUCCCAUACCUGCUAUUUACUACAAUUAGUCUUCAAGUUAUAAAUUUUACAUUCUUUUUAAGUUAACAGUAAUUGCUGUAGAAAUCUACCAAACUUAAUAUUAGCAUGUACAUUUAUUUAUUUUUUA